Messenger RNA from Neurospora tetrasperma FGSC 2508, 516 nucleotides. RefSeq names its product adenine phosphoribosyltransferase. Gene Ontology annotation, molecular function: adenine binding; AMP binding; adenine phosphoribosyltransferase activity. NCBI's taxonomy places the organism in Eukaryota, Fungi, Ascomycota, Sordariomycetes, Sordariales, Sordariaceae. The record is from RefSeq and is a predicted model, not a curated record. Gene Ontology annotation, cellular component: cytoplasm. Gene Ontology annotation, biological process: adenine salvage; AMP salvage. Bases 1 to 516 code for a protein of 171 amino acids. The transcript is spliced from 2 exons.
AUGGCCGCCUUGAGGUCGUUCCCCGACUUCCCCAUCCCCGGCAUCAACUUUAUCGAUAUCCUCCCUCUCUUCCAGGACGUCAACACCCACGAGGCUCUCCUCGUCGCUCUCCAGCUCCAGAUCGAGCUCUCCCACCAGAAGCCCGAUGUCAUUGUCGGUCUCGAUGCCCGCGGCUUCCUUUUCGGCCCCUCUCUUGCCUUGAGAAUGGGCGCUAGCUUCGUCCCCGUCCGCAAGCAGGGCAAGAUGCCCGGUCCCUGCGUCACUGCCGCCUACGAGAAGGAGUACGGCACCGACUUCUUCCAGAUGCAGGAUGGCGCCAUCAAGCCCGGCCAGAAGGUUCUUAUCGUUGACGAUAUCAUUGCUACUGGUGGCUCUGCUGCUGCCGCUGGCGAGCUCGUCAAGAAGCUCGGUGGUGAGACGAUCGGUUAUCUCUUCAUCCUUGAGAUUGCUUUCCUCAAGGGUCGUGAGAAGCUCGGCGGUGUUCCCGUCACCACUCUUCUCGAGACCGACGAGUAG